Molecule: messenger RNA, 1890 nt
Organism: Rhinocladiella mackenziei CBS 650.93
Lineage: Eukaryota; Fungi; Ascomycota; Eurotiomycetes; Chaetothyriales; Herpotrichiellaceae
Exons: 4
Coding region: 1-1890 (629 amino acids)
Biological process (GO): DNA-templated transcription; positive regulation of transcription from RNA polymerase II promoter by galactose
Cellular component (GO): nucleus
Molecular function (GO): RNA polymerase II cis-regulatory region sequence-specific DNA binding; DNA-binding transcription factor activity, RNA polymerase II-specific; zinc ion binding
Source: RefSeq, a predicted model, not a curated record
AUGCGCAGGCACCGGGGCGAGAUCUUAAUUUGGGAAUGCCCUUCGGCAGUCGACGUCUUCAAGGGUAUUGGAGGGAUCUACCAGCUUAAGAAGCUUCGGGACCGGGGGUUCAGCGUCAAGCUCGUUGAAAGUGGUGCAGACUAUGGAGGCGUCUGCCAAGGUAUUGGAAUCGCUAUCCAGGAGCUCGUGUCGACAGCCCAAUCCCUCACUACGGGUUUUCCGACCCCGAGCUCUGGAAGGACUGGCUUUGGAAGCAGCGUUUUCCCAGUUCAACUGAACUACGCGCUUAUUUCCGCGUACACUAAAUCUUGCACUUCCUAUGAGGCAGGUAGAUUACAACGGAAGCACCAGCACAAGGGCCUCCUAAAUGGCUUGAUGAAGACACAACAAAAUCCACCACGGGUGACCUUGGCGGAAUCUGGAACAGAGUGCCCAAUACCUCGCUCGAUCUACUACCUGGUCUUGGCCAUAGGCGCUCAAAGCAGUCCAGAAAACACAGAUGACCUGGCCGAAAGACAUUUUGAUUACGGCCGCUACUUGACCGCUCAAAGAUUCCUGGAAGAUGCAAGCAUGUGGACUGUCCGCUCCUACGCCCUGGUCACUAUGUACAUGCUCAACUCAUAUCGCAGAAAUACUGCCUUCAUGUCCUUGGGGAUUGCUGUAAGAGCAGCAUAUGCUCUUGGAUUACACUCCAAAGAGGUCGCCUCGCUCUUCCCGAGGGACGAAUAUAGAGCUGGGGAGCGUUUAUGGAAAGUCAUCCGGAUCCUCGAUCUUUUCAUGAGUGCUUCAUUGGGGCGCCCCCCAUCGACGACAGAGACUCGGGAUACUCAGGUCGACGAUGAGGACUAUUCGCCGUCUAACGAUCUUUGCGCGAUAUUCGAGAAGGUUCUGACAGACGUAUACUCUCGACGCAUGAUCUCGACGGACACUUUGAGCAACAUCAGCGCUCUCCAACGGACCUGGGCAUCUCGAUUUCCCCGUGGCCUCGCGACAGAUAGGAUUGAUCAACUCGAGCACGGGCCUGAGCGAUUGACGCCUAACAUUUCUCUCCUACACGUCAAAGAAGCCUACUAUUGGACCAUCAUUCUCUUGACCCGACCGUGCCUUACGGAAUGUAUAACAUCGCACGUCAGAAGCACCGCGUCCAAUCAGACUGCGUACUCCAAACCAUGUAUAGAUUCCGACCCAAAGGCUGUGAUUGUACAUGCAUGCAUUGACGCGGCCAUUAGAACAGUCGAGCUUCUCAGGGUCCUCCUGGGAGCCAAUGCGAUACCGAAAAGGUUACCGUUUGUGAUAAAUUCGCUCUUUGUCGCAGGGUUAGUCUUGGGUCUCGGAUGUUUUGGCGAUCUCUCCCAAGCAUUCCCCCUCGAUGAAUAUUUGGAGCUGGCACAUCAACUGCUAUCACAGUUCACGUCCGAUGUCAUUUCGCAGCGUAAUGCGAGGAUCAUUGGCCAUCUUCGACACGCAACUGAGGAUUAUUUCAGGCAGCGUUUGGCUCAGAACAUGUAUUUGGAACGCUCUGCUAUCGCGAAGAUAUUUGGGCAAAUCCAUCAAGCGCGAUCAGGAGCACCGAUUCGCGUUCUCUGUCCAGGCACAUUUGGUACUAAUGCCGGCCCCGUGGACCCAACACGGCAGAGCGAUGAUAAUCGCAGCGGUCAGGCAACAUCGCCGCCAGUUCAUCUACAUCUCGCAGGGACGGAACAAAGUCGGUCGGAUUUCGAUCAUCUCUCUGAAACAUCUCACAGGUUCGAAAACACCAUAGAAGACGACUGCACCUUAUUGAACCUUCCCUCCGUGUCGCCGGAAAAUCUGUGGUUCGACUCGUUCCAAGAGAAUGUGCCUUUGUUCUCCACUUAUUCACUGUUCAACAGCCCUUACCAAGGCCAAUAA